AUGACACUAUCCUCUCCAGCCCCCGAGGUUGCGCAAUCCUCUGUCCACGAAGCGCAGAAGGCUCACAAAGCAGGUCUUCAAUCUGCAAACUCGACCACAAAAUCUCCCUACCAUGUUAUCAGCGAAGCGACACUGUUCUCGACGAUUGACCAGCACCAAUACUGGCAUCAUGUGGCCCCAAUGCUGGGGAAGAUGCUGAUGCAUGGGGAUUACGAUAUCCACCAGCAGUACUACUUCAUGUCGAUCUUCGCGAACCUCAUUGUUCCAAUGCUGGGCCCCUAUCCGUCGGACGGACGCAGCGUGUACAAGUGCGCCCUUGGGAGCAUCGGAUCCGUUGAGCUGAGCCAAAACUUCCAACCAACUAUGUCCACGGCUCGCGUGGCUUUCGAGCCUACCAGCUACUUUGCGACCACCGGCUCUGAUCCAUGUAAUCGAUUCGCCAUGGAUACGGCCUUGAUUAAGCUCAAGCAGCUGGGCAUAGAUAUGGAUCUGUCGCUACACCACAUCUUCGUGAAUGAGCUGCAGUUGACGGACACCGAUGAGCGGACGGUAACCAAGAAAACGCUACUUGCGGAGAAGUUCAAGACGCAGAAUCUUUUGGCCCUGGACCUGACCAGGCAAGGGAUCACGGUCAAGGAGUAUUUCUAUCCGGCGCUGAAGUCUGCGGCCACCGGGAAGCCCAUCCGCCAACUAUGCCUCGAUGCCUUGCGCAAAUGGGACACCGGCCGUCGGUUCGAGGCGCCUUCGCAGGUGGUCAACUCGUACUUGGAAGAGAGCCAGACGGACGCCUACUUUCUGUCGUUUGACCUGGUCGAUCCGCUCGCCACGCGAUUCAAGCUCUAUGUUCUGGAGCUGAACGUGACGUUCGCACAAGCGCAAAACCACUGGACGCUGGGCGGCCGGCUGCAGGACCAGGAUAUUCUCCAUGGGCUGGAGUUACUGCGCGAGCUUUGGGUCGGGUUCGGCAUUGUGGAGGGCCAGCGAACGCCGCCAGAUCAACCGACCCGCCCUGGCGAUCCGCCGACGCUGAUGCCGUUCUUCAUCAAUUUCGAGAUGAAGCCCGGCCAAAGCCUGCCCAAGCCCAAACUGUAUAUGCCGCUGACGGGCAUCCCGGAAUCCAAGAUCGCGAACACGCUGACAGAUUUCUUCACCCGCCAUGACAUGCCAGAUCAGGCCAGGGUGUAUGCCGACAAUCUCCAGUCGUACUAG
Messenger RNA from Aspergillus lentulus, 1209 nucleotides. RefSeq names its product tryptophan dimethylallyltransferase 1. Gene Ontology annotation, molecular function: transferase activity, transferring alkyl or aryl (other than methyl) groups. The record is from RefSeq and is a predicted model, not a curated record. NCBI's taxonomy places the organism in Eukaryota, Fungi, Ascomycota, Eurotiomycetes, Eurotiales, Aspergillaceae. Gene Ontology annotation, biological process: alkaloid metabolic process.